Hyaloscypha bicolor E is the source of this 876-nucleotide messenger RNA. RefSeq lists its product as uncharacterized. NCBI's taxonomy places the organism in Eukaryota, Fungi, Ascomycota, Leotiomycetes, Helotiales, Hyaloscyphaceae. The record is from RefSeq and is a predicted model, not a curated record. The transcript has a single exon. Bases 91 to 711 code for a protein of 206 amino acids.
UCGUGGUGGCACUUGAUCACCACCCACGGUCCCACCGCAGGAAGAUGGUGACACGGUGUGCAGUAACCAUCGCCCGUGGACGGUGGGAGGAUGGAGGGAAUCAGGGAGGGGUGUGACUGGCUCCGAUGGUUCAGGAGUAAGGCCGAGAGCGCUGCAAAGCACUAUACCAUCCCGCGGGAGGAUAUCCACUUCUUACGCAAGGUUGGGAUGUACUGUACCCUCACCCCAAGGGCCAAACUUCAAUGUGCGUCCCGCGCUGAUAGUGUCGACAGCUGUGGGAUAGCUAUUACAGUAAGUGGCUGUCAUUGCUUCUUUGGUCGCGGAGCCAGAUCAGCUUUUCCGGCGGGCGGGAGGGCGGCAGGGCGGGGGCGGGAGACAGAGCUAAGCAGUGAGCUAAGUACUCAGCUGGCUUCUUGGUACAAGUACGUGGGAGAGGUAGAUGCGGUACGUACUUGCAAGUUGAAAUGCGCAGCAUCCCAGACGGGUCCUCCGAUCGAGUGGGAUAACGGUUUCGGGCAGAGGUGGGCGAGGGGCAGGGGCGAGGCCAAUCUCAGGCUGAGGCUGGCGCUGAUCUCUCCUUCACAAGUCCUCAGAAAAUCAGGAUGCCGUGUUCGAGAUAACGUCAACGUGGAGCCGGGGGACGAGAGCCGAUCGGCAUGCUUGCGAUGUUCCCCGGGAGCAGGAUGCCUGCAUCAUCGCGCCGUGCCCUGACUGUGUUCGGCGCUUGCCUGGGAAGUGUCUGUCGGUGUCUGGGAUGGCACGAUGUCGGGAGGGAUCGUGGGAUCAUUGUGCGCAAAUUGUCGCAAUUCGUCAGCCAAUGAUAAUGAAGAUAUCGAUAGGAGUACGGACUGUAAGUCUGUACUACUUCCAGUACGG